GCCACAACUUAGCAAGGGUAUAAAAAAUUAAAAAUCAUAUCCUUUUUCUUUUUCAAAGCCGAAGCUGAUUUCAACCCCGGCCUAUCCCCUCUUUCACUCUUUUUUCAUCACCGCCGCCAAACCACCGUCAACCCGUUAUACGUCGGAAUAAGUUCAGAUGAAAAGAAUGAUAGCAUUGGGGUUUGAAGGAUCAGCCAACAAGAUUGGUGUUGGCGUAGUGACACUAGACGGGACGAUUUUAUCGAACCCACGACACACUUACAUUACCCCAGCGGGUCAAGGAUUUCUCCCUCGCGAAACUGCGCAUCAUCAUUUGGAACAUGUUCUCCCGUUAGUCAAAGAAGCGCUUGAAACUGCUCAAAUUACGUUAAAGGAUGUUAACUGCCUUUGUUACACGAAAGGUCCAGGAAUGGGUGCUCCGUUGCAAGUUGCUGCUAUCGUUGUACGGGUCCUUUCGCAGCUGUGGAAGAUUCCCAUUGUGGGUGUGAAUCAUUGUGUUGCUCAUAUUGAAAUGGGGAGGCUUGUCACUGGUGCUGAUGAUCCAGUCGUUCUUUAUGUUAGUGGCGGAAACACACAGGUGAUUGCAUACAGUGAGGGCAGGUACCGAAUAUUUGGGGAGACAAUUGAUAUAGCUAUAGGUAAUUGUUUGGACCGGUUUGCUAGAGUUUUAAUGUUGUCGAACGAUCCUAGCCCGGGGUACAAUAUUGAGCAGCUUGCGAAGAAGGGAGAGAAGUUUAUAGACCUCCCUUAUGUUGUAAAAGGGAUGGAUGUGUCUUUUAGUGGAAUAUUGAGCUACAUUGAAGCUGAGGCUGAUCAAAAGUUAAAAAGCAAUGAAUGUACCCCUGCAGAUUUAUGCUACUCUUUGCAGGAAACACUUUUUGCUAUGCUUGUUGAGAUCACAGAACGAGCAAUGGCUCAUUGUGACAAGAAAGAUGUUCUGAUUGUUGGCGGUGUUGGGUGCAAUGAACGGUUACAAGAGAUGAUGAAAGUUAUGUGUGGUGAAAGGGGCGGCAAGCUGUUUGCAACUGAUGAUAGGUAUUGCAUCGACAAUGGGGCAAUGAUUGCUUAUACGGGCCUUCUUGAAUAUGCCCAUGGAGCUACAACUCCAUUUGAAGAAUCAACCUUUACUCAGAGGUUCAGAACUGAUGAAGUGUGGGCUGUCUGGAGAGAUAAGACGGAAUCAUCCAAGACCAUGACACAAUAAAGCAAGUGACCCAUUGAGUUGUCUUUGUUUCUUCUUCUUUUUCUUAUGUGCUUACAUGUGAAUGUAGGAUCAUUAUAUGAACACACUAUUGCCAUUGAAUAGAUGUUGUAACAUUAGACUA
Messenger RNA from Erigeron canadensis, 1325 nucleotides. RefSeq names its product probable tRNA N6-adenosine threonylcarbamoyltransferase. Gene Ontology annotation, biological process: tRNA threonylcarbamoyladenosine modification. Gene Ontology annotation, cellular component: cytoplasm; EKC/KEOPS complex. The record is from RefSeq and is a predicted model, not a curated record. The transcript is spliced from 5 exons. The coding region runs from base 158 to 1204 and encodes 348 amino acids. Lineage: Eukaryota; Viridiplantae; Streptophyta; Magnoliopsida; Asterales; Asteraceae.